CCUGCACCGUUCAAGGCUGCUUGUCCCCUGAGACUCGCCCUCCGUCACCGAGACCGGCUUGAUUGACGCUCCGCUGUUCGACAGCUCGACCUCGCAUCUCCAUCUUGGACGUUAAGAGUGAUAGAGGCCACCAUGUCGUCUCCCUUCUCAAUAAACGGCGGCGCCGCUGUCGCCAUGGUCGGUAAGGACUGCGUUGCCAUCGCUUGCGAUCUCCGACUCGGUGUCCAGGCCCUCACCGUCUCCAACAACUUCCCCAAGAUCUUCCAGUACGGCGACGUCUUCCUCGGCCUGACCGGCCUGGCCACCGACGUCAACACCGUCAGUGACGUCUUCCGCUACAAGACCAACAUGUACCGCCUGCGCGAGGAGCGCGACAUCGCCCCCCGCACUUUUGCCAACCUGGUCUCCUCGUCCCUCUACGAGAAACGCUUCGGUCCCUACUUCGUCUCCCCCGUCGUCGCUGGCCUCGAUCCCAAGACCAGUAAGCCUUUCAUCUGCGGCUUUGACAGCAUCGGCUGCAUCGACUUUGCCAAGGACUUCAUUGUGUCUGGUACCGCCUCGGAGCAGCUCUUUGGCAUGUGCGAGGGUCUGUGGGAGCCUGAUAUGGAACCCGAUGCCCUCUUUGAGACAAUCUCCCAGGCACUGCUCAACGCCGUUGACCGCGACGCCCUCUCCGGUUGGGGUGCGCACGUUUACAUUAUCGAGAAGGACAAGGUCACCAAGCGAUUACUAAAGGGCCGACAAGACUAGAGUGGCAUUUUGGGCAGGCUUGGGCACGCGGAAGACGGCGCCAGGGGCGGAAUUUGCAUCUUGUAUGAAUAGAUACACAGCCAAUAUCAAAGCUGGGUAAUGAGAGUGCACAAGCACAUCAA
Molecule: messenger RNA, 872 nt
Organism: Ilyonectria robusta
Lineage: Eukaryota; Fungi; Ascomycota; Sordariomycetes; Hypocreales; Nectriaceae
Product: nucleophile aminohydrolase
Exons: 4
Coding region: 133-750 (205 amino acids)
Biological process (GO): proteasome-mediated ubiquitin-dependent protein catabolic process
Cellular component (GO): proteasome core complex, beta-subunit complex; proteasome core complex
Source: RefSeq, a predicted model, not a curated record